Molecule: messenger RNA, 1762 nt
Organism: Phanerochaete carnosa HHB-10118-sp
Lineage: Eukaryota; Fungi; Basidiomycota; Agaricomycetes; Polyporales; Phanerochaetaceae
Exons: 18
Coding region: 41-1654 (537 amino acids)
Biological process (GO): transmembrane transport
Molecular function (GO): transmembrane transporter activity
Source: RefSeq, a predicted model, not a curated record
CCCGUCGCCCUGUCCCGUGAAGUAGCAACUAGUGCGCAUCAUGUCCGAGACAAAGUCUCAGUCGGGCUCAACGGAGAAGGUGGCUACGUCCUCCGUAAACGACAUACCCAAGGAAUCAACAGACGAGAUUGAUCUCCUUGCAUAUCACGAACACAAUGCCGGUCGACUGGUUGUCGAUCCAGAGGAGGCCAAGAUCGAAUUCGGCGAGGAAGUCGCGAGCAAGCUGAAGCUCUCAAAGGACGGAACAAAGGUCCUUUGGCCACAACCCACCGAUGAUCCAGAAGAUCCGCAGAACUGGUCGGAUUUCCGUAAGAAUUUGCAGCUCUUUAUCAUCACACUUGCUGCGAUCAUCCCCGACUUCAAUUCUGGAAUCGGUAUUGCGGACAUCUUCGCGCUGGCUACUCAGUAUGACACCACUACGGGGGUUAUCAACAACCUGACCUCGAACUGGAGCAUAUUUUUACUCGGAUGGGGCGGCUUAUUCGCGGUGAUGCUCAUGAGGCGAUACGGUCGACUCCCGGUACUCUUCUGGUCUCAGGUGUUGGCCCUCGGAUUCCUGGUUGGAUGCACGUUCGCGCCGAAUCUGGCGACCUUCGCAGGCAUGCGGUGUUUGACUGCAUUCUUUGCAACGUGUCCACAGGUCACUGGCCUAUACAUCGUCACAGAUUUGUUCCCCUUCCAUCUCCAAGCAAGGAAGCUGAAUAUCUGGACGAUGGGUUUCAUCAUCUCGCCCUUCAUUUCUCCAUUUGCCUUCGGAUUUUUGGUUGCGAGGGCCAGCUGGCGAUGGACGUAUGGCAUCGGUUGCUUGUACAAUGCUGUGGUCCUUACAUUGAUCGUUCUUUUGGCUGAGGAGACGUUGUACGAUCGCAAGCUCUCCAACCCACGCCCGAUCCCUCGACCAUCGUACCUCCGCUAUCGUAUUGAGACUCUCAUCGGUAUCACCGGCUUCAAGAUGGCAAAGUACCGCUCGACCUGGAAGGAUGUCACCUCGAUCUGGUUCAAGCUGGUUUGGAGGCCUCAACUGCUUAGCAUCCUCUGCUUUGAAGCCGUUGUUUUCGGCUUUAGUAUUGGCAUCAACACAACGAACGCCGUCUUCCUCGGCUCGCCCCCGCCCGUCGGCUUUGGCUUCGGACCGUUUGCCGUCGCUGGAGGUUAUGGCACUCCCAUUGUGGCAGUCCUCAUUGGCGAGCUCUUGGGUCGGUUCUUUAACGACUGGGUCAUGAACCUUUCGAUUCGCAGGAACAAAGGUGUCUUUGAGGCCGAAGCUCGUCUUUGGGCUUGUUACAUCGCCGUUCCACUUUACAUCUGCGGCUUCGUCGUCCUCGGUGCCGCGUUCCAAAAGCACCUGAGUGUCGGUGCACUUGUGAUGGGAUGGGGCAUCGCUGAAGUGGCCGUCAUGGUCAACACCGUCGCUGUCUAUGCCUACGUGAACGACUGCUUCCCGACCCUGCAAGGAGAGAUCUCUGCGCUAGUCAACCUCUUCCGAACACUCGGCGGCUUCAGUGUCGCAUUCUUCCAGGUGCCGUGGGCAACCAAGAAUGGCGCAUUGCAGACAUUCGGUGUCGAAGCCGCCAUCGUUGCGGCUCUGUUCUUGUUGGUUGUCCCUGCCCUGCAAUUGAAGGGCAGAGAACUCAGGAAACGAUUCUCAUUCUGAUAGUGCUUCAUGAGCAGUUUCUUACGAUUGUUACGCGUAUAUAUGUAUCCGUCAUGAUGUGUUUAUGUUGUCCAGAGAUGACCUCGUACACUUAAUAAGACUACAAUU